Molecule: messenger RNA, 2181 nt
Organism: Drosophila rhopaloa
Lineage: Eukaryota; Metazoa; Arthropoda; Insecta; Diptera; Drosophilidae
Gene: sofe
Product: protein regulator of cytokinesis 1
Exons: 1
Coding region: 106-1932 (608 amino acids)
Biological process (GO): mitotic spindle midzone assembly; microtubule cytoskeleton organization
Cellular component (GO): spindle; mitotic spindle midzone; cytoplasm
Molecular function (GO): microtubule binding
Source: RefSeq, a predicted model, not a curated record
UUAACCGGUGCAGUGCAAGUCACUUGGCGUCCAUCUUUCUAAUUCGAAUUUAAUAUUUUGUUUUUUAAACUGAACUUGUCCCAUGAGAGCUAUAAAGCCGUAAAAAUGAUUUUCACCGAGCACAAGGCGAAGAUUCUGGCGAUGACGGGCAAACACGUGGACGAGCUGCACGAGAUGUGGUCUCGCAUGUUCGAACCGCAAACCUGCGAGGAGUACCUGAUCAGGUUGCAGGAUCACGCGCUCAACUUCUACACGGAUCUCCUCAGCGAGUCGUACGAGAAGGAGCAAGGGAUUAUUGGUGAAAUAGCAGGUCUGCAGGCGGAGGCCACUGACCUGACGCGCCUGCUUCACGAGAACUUAAACUUGGGUGAACGGCCGCAGGAAAUGUCGCUGGUCAUCUGGCAGCUAAAGCUGGACAACAGGAUUAAUCAUCUGCGCGAGGAGCUGGCCAGGCGACAGGCGGAGAUACGUGAACUCAUCCAGCACCAGGAGCGUCUCUGCGAGGAGCUGGGCGAAGUACCGCAGCCACUGCUAGUCGAUCCCCUGCCUAUGCCCGAGGAAAUGGACUCCUUUCGAGAUCACCUGGAACAGCUCCGCCAUCAGCGAGAGGAGCGACUGAACGAGAUACACCAGCUGCGCCAGAGCAUCAAGCACAACAUGAAGCUACUCGAACUUCAUGUCCAAACAAACACCGAAGAGCGGCUGCUGAAUCUGGACCGGAAGAACCAGUUCCUGACGCCGGAGGACUUCGAGCGGCUGCGCCUCAUGCACACGGAGUACGCCGACCAGGUGAAGGAGAUGCACGAGCGGAUCGACCAAAUGCGCUGCAAGAUAGAUCUUCUCUGGCAGCGACUAAAGCUCACAGACGAAUUUGCCAUGCGUCGGGUGCAGGAAUCCACGUCGUAUAACCAGCGCACCUUCGACAUCCUGCGAGAAGAGUUGGAGCGCUGCCAGGCCAUGCGGCGCAAGAACCUCAAGACCUUCAUCGAGCAGCUGCGCAUCGAGAUCGAAGAGUGGUGGGAUCUCACAUUGAAGAGUCCACAGGAGCGGAAGCGCUUCGCCGGCUACUACUGUGAUAACCAGAACGAAGAUGUUCUGGAGCUACAUGAAAAGGAGUUGGACCAACUGAGGAACUACUACAACAGCAAUAAAAAGAUCUUUGAUCUGUAUGCCAAUCGUGCGGAUCUGUGGUCGCGCAUGGAGGCACUGGAGGCCAAGGCGAACGACCCGAAUCGAUUUAACAAUCGCGGAGGACAGCUGCUCAAGGAGGAGAAGGAGCGCAAGGCCAUGAUGACCCGUCUGCCCAAGAUCGAUCAGCAAAUCACAGAGCUGGUUAAGGUCUACAUGGCCCAGGCCAACACUCCGUUCCUGGUGAACGGCGAGGACAUACUGGAGGUAAUGUCGAUGGACUGGGAGCGCCACAGUCAGUCCAAGAGGCAGCCAUCCGCCCACAAAAAGGACGCGAACACGACGGCCAGCAAAAUGAAGCCGCCUUUAGCGCCUCUUACGCCAAAUACGCUGAAAGCCAACAGGGGCGUGCACGGAUCGUCGUCCUCAUUGAAGAAGACCCCGUCAAAGGUGAACUCGAGUGUUGGUACCAAGAGCACGGGGAAUCUGCAAAAGAGGCGGCAUCCAAACAACGACAAGAGCAGCGGACAGCUGCCAGCUGCGGCCAAGCGAAAUCUAAUCACGUCGCUGGAGUGCCAGCCAGUCCUGGAAGUAAAUGGUCAGAAGCUGCUAAAGUCACCACAGAAGAAGGUACGAGUGCUGGAGUACUCGGUGCGCCGGGGCAAGCCAUCCGGGAGGCCCAGCAUCGGCAGCAGGAAUCACCAGAGGAAUCGUCCGAUCCCCCAGGUCAAUGUGCAGCCUCCGUCCGGCGAGGAGAACGAAAACGAGGACAGCGGCGACCUGGAGGCGUACUCGGCCUAUUAGCAGGCAACUUUGGGAGCAUACUCUAAUCACAUCUACAUAAUUGCAAUCGAAAUCGGCAACUAAUCUGUGUUUUAUCUCUACCUGUAUUUCUAAAGCUUACAUUUUGUAAUGAAAUGAUAAUUCGAUAUACUUAUAAUCAAUGGCUAAAUCAUUUUCAAACUUUGUGUGCUUUACAAAACUAAGCUAUUUUACCUACCUGACUAUUUAUUUGUCCUCUAAAUUGUAUCAUAAUAAAUAUGUAUAUAUGUA